CAACCGGUGAAACUUUAAGCAGCAAAAAAAACACCAAUCAAAGCAACCACCGUCCCCCGUCAAAAUACCACGCGUCCUGCACCGGCUCCUGGCGUCGCGCUGCGCGAAAAACUUUCAACAACAUCAUGAAAAAUUCGCAGAACGCCGGUCGCUCCCUUCCGAUUCCAACAAACCGCGAGCUAACCGUCAGCCUCAUCGGCUCGAUAAUCCGCUUUGCGAUCGAUGUGCCACAGGUCCUUGGGCGACGUGAGAAUCUAGCGCCCGAUAAGCUGUUCUUCCUGCUGCUUCCGAUCGUCCGGAACCUCGGCAAGCUAAUCGACCGCAUCCGACACAGCUCAUCUGUCGCGGGCAGAAAUGCAUCAGACGGUUCCGGUCGCUUUGAAAUGUCCGGAGGCCCCGAACUGCCACACACAACGUUAACACGUCCGGCAGCCAUGCACCCCAACAAUGGUGCUGCACCGGUCUCAACAAUACCAGCCACCGCGCCUACCAACGCAAUGCUGUGGCAGCAUUGUCCACCAAACCCUCAAAGGCAACGUCAGCAGCAACAGCAGCUGCAGCAGCACGACCACCACCAUUGCACCAGCACGUCAAUGCUAAUGAGCGACGAAGAUGACGAAGAAUCCUCCUCCGUUGCCUUUGAGAUGCAUCGUGAUUCCAUCCUGCCCGGCCCUUGCCGGCAGGUCCUGCGCCAGAAGGAUGGUAAUUACGCGAUUCGCGAAACCACCGAUACGCGCGGCGCCGAUGGCACGUUUCAGCGUAUUACCAAAACCAUCAGCGGUCCGGACGUGAUGAUACUGACGAACAUUACGAGCCAGCUGGCGGAGCUGCCGACGCUAAUGCCAAAGGCGACCGUGGUCGACGCUGGGGCACGGACUGAAAAAUAGGUGUGAAUCCUGUCGGACGGCGUGAACAGGUUGCCGUACACUACCCCUAUCAGCCAUGAAUCUACCUUUAAAAUUAAACAAAGGAAAAUCAAUUUACAGCCGCAGGAGCUCAAGAUAACUCACCACUCGUUCACCUGCCCCGUCCCCGGACACCCGUUCUUGGAAGCUUUUCCAAGAGGAAGUAAGCUUGCCAAAUCAAAUCGAUUUCAAACGCCAGAACACAAACAUUACGUGCAACGAGCGGACCGUUAUUACAUUAAGCAUGUGCCGAAGAUUAAUGGCGUUGUUUGCGGCUGGUAAGGAAUGCGCAGUCCACAAGGCGAACCUUCAAAUCCUACGCGUAGCAGUAUCUUACCUUCACUCAAACCGACCGAAUCCGCUACCAUCAGCAAGGCGAGCCGGACCGCUUCACUUUCAGGUUCCCGAUUUUUUCCGUUUCCCGGAUUCGAGUUUGCCGGUUCCGCUUGGGUUAACGUUCGAACGGAAACUAAUAAAUUAGCUCUUCCGUAACAGUUGUUAGCCAGCUGACCAUGUCUGGCAUCUUUCUGGC
Anopheles coluzzii is the source of this 1437-nucleotide messenger RNA. RefSeq lists its product as uncharacterized. The transcript is spliced from 2 exons. Bases 126 to 887 code for a protein of 253 amino acids. The record is from RefSeq and is a predicted model, not a curated record. Lineage: Eukaryota; Metazoa; Arthropoda; Insecta; Diptera; Culicidae.